Trematosphaeria pertusa is the source of this 2241-nucleotide messenger RNA. Its product is annotated as MFS general substrate transporter. Gene Ontology annotation, molecular function: transmembrane transporter activity. NCBI's taxonomy places the organism in Eukaryota, Fungi, Ascomycota, Dothideomycetes, Pleosporales, Trematosphaeriaceae. Gene Ontology annotation, cellular component: fungal-type vacuole membrane. The record is from RefSeq and is a predicted model, not a curated record. Gene Ontology annotation, biological process: transmembrane transport. Bases 154 to 1998 code for a protein of 614 amino acids. The transcript has 2 exons.
UUGCUAUCGGCAGCACCUUACCCAGGCAAACAAGGGUCCGGCCAAGGCCCAAUAUAACCCGCUCCCGCCCGCUUUUCAACCAACCCACCCGCUCUCCCUCUUAUCUGGUGACAUCUCGCGCGCGAAUCCGCCGUCCAGCACAGCUGAGCUUCCAUGUCUUUAGUUCAGCAUGUGUCUAAUCUCGAGGGCACGGACAGAGAAGAGGCGCUCAUUGAUUUGUUCCUGCCCCCGCUGGAACGCGCUGCCUCCCUCGACCGCGCAUCGGAGCGUCGCCUUUCCGUCGAGAGCGGCGGCUGGCCCAGCACAAAAUCAGUACGUCGCGUCAUUAGUUACGAUGCUCUGAAGCCGCCAGAGGAAGCGAUUGAAGAGUAUGGCGGUAUAACGCCGUACAAUGUCAGUACUACGAGGCGCAUCGCUCAGGUCUUUACAACGGUACUUGCGUGUUGGUUCGCGAGCGGCAUCGUGUUUGGAUUCGCUGCGCUCAAGCCGAUCCUCCUCAAGGAAGGCGUCUUCAGAGAACUUUGCACGUCGGAAGAGCUGGACGCGGGGGUCGAGGUCUGCUUUGAGCAGGACCUGCGCUUGAACUUUUUCUUCUCGCUCGCAUCGACAACGGCCAAUGUUUCCGCGCUUCCCGUUGGCACACUGCUUGACCGCUACGGGCCAAAGCUAUGCUUUUAUCUAGGCUGCCUUUUCCUUGCCGUCGGAAGCCUUCUGAUGAGCCUCGCCUUUCAGAUUGAAGAAUUCGAUGGCUACACCAUCGGCAACUUCUUUCUCGCCCUUGGUGGCACAUUUGUCUUUCUGCCUUCAUUCCAGGUUGCGAAUGCCUUCCCGAAAUACUCGGGCACGAUUGUCGCCCUAGUCACGGGCGCCUUCGAUGCGUCGGCAGCCGUGUUUUUGUUCUACCGACUGGCGUACCAAGCCAGCGACGGAGCUUUCAAGCCGCAGUACUUCUUCCUCGCCUAUCUUGCGGUGCCUAUCGCGAUUCUAAUAGCGCAGCUCACCUUUUUGCCGAAGGAGAGCUACAAGACGCCACCUCAGCUGGAGAUGAAGAUACACCGCGCCGAGGAUGCUAUGCGAGACGUGCACGAUUCAGACGAGGAGCUGCCAGAUGAUGAGGUAUGGAGACGGCGUAAGAGCCGAAGCGUCCGUCGUCGUCGGCGGUUGAACAAGCUUGACAGGCUAGUCGGAAGCCCCGACACGCGCAAGCGGCGAGAAGAGAAAGAAGAGCAUCGCCAUGAAACCUCCGGUGUCUGGGGUGCUUUGCAUAACAAGAGCGCGAAGGAGCAGAUGCUGACACCCUGGUUCUAUCUUCUGACCUUUCUCACAGUCCUGCAGAUGGUGCGGAUGAACUACUUCAUUGCCACGAUCAGGGAACAGUACGUGUAUAUGCUCGACUCUGUCGAGAAAGCUAUCAGCAUCAACAAUUUCUUCGACUGGGCACUUCCCAUUGGCGGCGUCCUUACUACGCCCUUCCUUGGCCUGCUACUCGACAACGUCAGCACUCCAUCGGUGCUCCUCAUUCUCGUCACUAUGAUCACGGCCAUCGGCAUUAUCGGUUGCAUUCCGGCCAUGUGGGCUGGAUACAUCAACGUCAUUCUCUUCGUCAUCCUCCGUCCCUUCUACUACUCCGCCAUGUCCGACUACGCUACUAAGGUCUUCGGCUUUGCGACUUUCGGCCGCGUCUAUGGCACGAUUAUCUGCUUCUCCGGCCUCAUCAACCUCUCACAAACGGGCAUCGAUGCGCUCACCAAGAGCAAGUUCAACGGCAACCCUAUCCCGGUCAAUGCGUUCUUGGCUGUUGCUGGAUUUGUUAUUGGCGUGGCGUUGGUUACGUACGUCAGUGUGCAAACAUUCCUCGUGCAUAAGAAGCUGCAGGAUGAAGACGCGAUGACAGUUACCAAUACCGAGGUGGACAGCGUUUUAGACAGUUUGCUAGAAGAGGAGGAACCUAGGGGGUAUGGCAGCACUACUGCUCCGCGGCAAUCAUGGGAGUACUAAAACUUUUUGGAGAUUGCAAAUUAGUACGGAUACGAUCAACGGCUACCAUUACGGACACAAACGGUUUCAACGGACGAGUUCAAUUCGGCACAAAAGGAUUAUCUCUAUUCAACGACUUCAAAUCGGUACAAAAAGGUUCCUUCCUAUCCGUCUUACAACAUUUGGUCAAUUGCGUCUUAGCGGUGGAGUUGGAGCUCUCUUCAAGGUCUCUCGCGCGUUCCGGAUUCCAUGGUUCGACUGUUA